Fusarium redolens is the source of this 684-nucleotide messenger RNA. RefSeq names its product Isochorismatase-like protein. Bases 1 to 684 code for a protein of 227 amino acids. The transcript is spliced from 2 exons. Lineage: Eukaryota; Fungi; Ascomycota; Sordariomycetes; Hypocreales; Nectriaceae. The record is from RefSeq and is a predicted model, not a curated record.
AUGACGAGCGAUAAACCAUAUAAACCUGCUCUUAUUAUAGUCGACUUUCAAGAAGACUUCUGCCCGCCUUCCGGCUCCCUCGCCGUCCCUUCAGGCCGCACAAUCGCCUCCCCAAUAAACCACCUAACAACCCUCCCCUUCCCCCUCAUCCUCGCAACAAAAGACUUCCACCCACCCUCCCACAUAUCCUUCGCCUCAAACCACCCCUCCUCAACACCAUACACAUCAACCACCGAAAUCCAGCACCCUCACGAUCCUUCCCGGAGCUACACAACAACCUUAUGGCCAACACACUGCGUCCAAGGCACACCGGGGUGUGAGCUUGUACCGGAGCUGGAUGUCUCUCGCGUUCAUGCUGUUAUUGAAAAGGGCCAGGAUGAGCACGUGGAAAUGUAUAGUGCGUUUUAUGAUCCGUUUAGGGUGAGUGACAGUGGACUCGCGGGAAUGUUGAGUGAACAGGGUGUUACCGAUGUUUUUGUGGUUGGGUUGGCAGCGGAUUUUUGUGUCAAAGCUACGGCGGAAGAUGCGUUGCAGGAGGGCUAUACGACAUGGAUUGUAAACGAAGGGACAAAGCCAGUCAUGCCUGAUAAGUGGGAGGAGUGCAAGAAGGAUAUGGAGGAGAAGGGUAUCAACUUCACGUUCCUUGAUGGAGAUGCAGUGGCGAGAGUACAGACAUAUGCAUGA